Messenger RNA from Brassicogethes aeneus, 1809 nucleotides. The record is from the annotation of a GenBank genome assembly. Lineage: Eukaryota; Metazoa; Arthropoda; Insecta; Coleoptera; Nitidulidae.
GAACUUGUGUGUACCAUUAAAUACCAUUAAAUCGAGAACUUGGUACCACUUAUUGUUUUGCUUCACCUGGCAACACUGGUACCAAGUACAAAGUUGGUACGACUGCCUAUUUUGAUGAUCUGUGAAAAAUUUGACGAAAAACGUUGUAAAUUUCGUUUUGGGUUCCUAAUAACUAAAGGUUUAUUUGUUAUAUGAGUGUUUUUUGGUAAUAAUAAAGAGUUUUUGUGCGGGUAUAGUAAUAAAUAAAGUUCUUCUCUAAUCUAUAGUAACAACACUAAUUCCUGAAGGCGAUAUGGAAAACGAAACAAUGAACCAGUUCACCAAUGAUCUCUUGAAAGAAAAACUAUUCAACUGCCAGAUUUGCGAUGAAAUUUGCACGUCUGAAAUAUUACUGGUCAAAGGCAAAGGAAACGUGUGUGGAAAAUGUUUUGAGGAAAAGUGCGGGGAGGAACUGAAAUCGAGAGCAGAAUUAAACACGGCUCUAAUCUUUAUUCUCUCCAAACUUAAUUUGCCGUGCAAAUUUCAAUCCAAAGGCUGCGCUGAAAGGAUCGCGUCCAAGAAGUAUUUCAAGCACAUUGCAAGAUGUGAAUUUAAAACAAAACCCUGCCCCAUGGUCAAUGUUAAAAGUUGUAAAUGGAGUGGAAAUAAUCUGGAAGUAGCCGAACAUAUUCAAGAGGUUCAUAAAGAAGAUGUUAUUAAAAGUGAUAAUAAUAUAUUUAAAGUUGAGGCGUCUUUGACUGAGGGUUUCAGUGUCAAGUUAUUAUCCGACGACUACAACAACUGUAUUUUGGAGACUUCAGUUCUAGAUAAUACAUUUUACUACGCUUUACAUGAAGUUAAACACUCUGAGGAAAAUAUGGAAUAUUCCGUCAAACACAAGAGUAUUGAAACAUCAAACAAAACAGUAAUAAACACGGUGGGUACUCUUACUAAAUUGAAUGGAAUUUAUAAUGAAAUGAACUUGUAUAAAAACCCUAACGCGACUGCGGUGGAUCUUGAUGCGUUGGAUAUUCUUGCAGAUGAAAAAGAUAUGAUAAUAAACGAAUUCAAUCUUAACCCGAAGGGCGUUGACGAAAACAUUCUUAAACUAUUAGAAUGUCCUGUCUGCAUGAACACUAUGAGGACGCCAAUUUAUCUGUGCUCUCAAGGACAUAGUGUUUGUGUACUGUGUCAUGAGGAGUUAGAUGAAUGUCCAACAUGUAAAAACAAGUGGAGCAAUGGAAGAAACUACUUGAUAGAACACCAUUUGACAGAUAUCAAAUAUCCGUGUAGGUACAAUAAAUUUGGGUGCAAAAAAAUUGACGUUGAAAAUCGACUAAAUAAACACGAAGAAUCAUGUGUUUUCACAGUCUAUCAAUGUCCUAUGGGUUGUUCAAAGUCUGGAAACCAUGCAGCCAUUUUGGAACAUUUAAAUAGUGAACAUGCAGAUAUGAAAUAUGAGGAAGAAUCAAAAAUAGAGUAUUCAGAAAAUAAAGAAGAAGCCAUUAAAUGGAUGAUGUUUGAUUUGAAUUUAUUUCGAUUAUCAUAUAAUUUUAAGGAAGAUAUAAACUUUGCGGUCGAGUUAGUUUGUUCUCAGAAAAAAAAACAAUAUAAGUAUAAAAUAACCAAAGUAGUGUUGAUUUCAAAAGUUUUAUGGCAUGCAUACAAAAGCGCCGUUUGCUUUAAUGACAGAAGAAACUGGGAACAGUUUGGUAGCUAUACUGGGCCAAAGUAUUUUAUGAUUUCCAUCACAGAAAGUAAUUAAAUUUAUGUUUAAUAAAAUAACAUUUAAAUCAUUUGUUUAAUAAUAUUUUGUUUUUUAAUAAUAAA